GGCACCAGGGUCCUGACUGAUGUCACAGAGUCCACCUCAGUGGAUGUGCUGUUGACAAACCUCAUCAGGGGGAAGCUGCUUCCCUCUGCUCACCUCUGGAUAACCACACGACCUGCAGCAGCCAAUCAGAUCCCUCCUGAGUGUGUGGACAUGGUGACAGAGGUCAGAGGGUUCACUGACCCUGAGAAGGACCAGUACUUCAGAAGGAGGUUCAGAGAUGAGGAGCAGGCCAGCAGGAUCAUCUCCCACAUCAAGAGCUCCCGAAGCCUCCACAUCAUGUGACACAUCCCAUUCUUCUGCUGGAUCACUGCUACAGUUCUGGAGGAUGUGUUGGCAACCAGAGGGGGAGGAGAGCUGCCCAAGACCCUGACUGAGAUGUACAUCCACUUCCUGGUGGUUCAGACCAAACUGAAGAAGGUCAAGUAUGAUGGAGGAGCUGGGACAGAUCCACACUGGAGUCCAGAGAACAGUGAGAUGAUCCAGUCUCUGGGAAAACUGGCUUUUGAGCAGCUGCAGAAAGGCAACCUGAUCUUCUAUGAGUCAGACCUGACAGAGUGUGGCAUCGAUAUCAGAGCAGCCUCCGUGUACUCAGGAGUGUUCACACAGAUCUUUAAAGAGGAGAGAGGACUGUACCAGGACCGGGUGUUCUGCUUCGUCCAUCUGAGUGUUCAGGAGUUUCUGGCUGCUCUUCAUGUCCAUCUGACCUUCAUCACCUCUGGAGUCAAUCUGCUGGUGGAAGAACAGUCAACAUCCAGCAGGUCUGAACUGUUUAGAGACAAACCUCAACUAAAACAUCUCCACCAGAGAGCUGUGGACGAGGCCUUACAGAGUCCAAAUGGACAUCUGGACUUGUUCCUCCGCUUCCUCCUGGGUCUUUCGCUGCAGACCAGUCAGACUCUCCUACGAGGCCUGUUGACACGGACAGGAAGUGGCUCACAGACCAAUCAGGAAACAGUCAAGUACAUCAAGAUGAAGAUCAGUGAGAAUCUGUCUCCAGAGAGAAGCAUCAACCUGUUCCACUGUCUGAAUGAACUGAAUGAUCGGUCUCUAGUGGAGCAGGUCCAACAGUCCCUGAGAUCAGGAUGUCUCUCCACAGAUAAACUGUCUCCUGCUCAGUGGUCGGCUCUGGUCUUCAUCUUACUGUCAUCAGACAAAGAUUUGGACGUGUUUGACCUGAAGAAAUACUCUGCUUCAGAGGAGGCUCUUCUGAGGAUGCGACCUGUGCUCAGAGCCUCCAACAAAGCGCUGCUGAGCAGCUGUGACCUGUCAGAGAGAAGCUGUGAAGCUCUGUCCUCAGUUCUCAGCUCCCAGUCCUCUAGUCUGAGACACCUGGACCUGAGUAACAACGACCUGCAGGACACAGGACUGAAGCUGUUGUCUGUUGGACUGGGGAGUCCGGACUGUAGACUGGAAAGUCUCAGGCUGUCAGGCUGUCUGGUCACAGAGGAAGGUUGUGCUUCUCUGGCCUCAGCUCUGAGCUCCAACCCCUCCCAUCUGAGAGAGCUGGACCUGAGCUACAACCAUCCAGGAGCCUCAGGAGUGAAGCUGCUGUCAGCUGGACUGGAGAAUCCGCAGUGGAGACUGGACUGUCUCAGGGUGGACCAUGGUGGACCACAGUGGAUGAGACCUGGUCUGAGGAAGUAUUUCUGUGAACUGGAACUGGACACAAACACAGUGCACAGAAAACUACGACUGUCUGACAACAACAGGAAGGUGACAGGGGUCGAGGAGGAUCAGUCAUAUCCUGAUCAUCCAGACAGAUUUGACCACUGGCCUCAGCUACUGUGUAGAUCUGGUGUGACUGGUCGCUGUUACUGGGAGGUCGAUUGGAGAGGAAGAGUCUCUAUUUCAGUGAGUUACAGAGGAAUCAGGGGGAAAGGAAACACUGACUAUUGUUUUGGAUGGAAUGAUCAGUCCUGGAUACUGUUCUGCUCUGAUGAUGGUUACUAUGUCAGGCACAAUAAGAUACAAACAUUCAUCUCCUCCUCCUCCCCCUCCUCGGUGUCUCACAGAGCAGCAGUGUAUGUGGACUGUCCUGCCGGCACUCUGUCCUUCUACACCGUCUCCUCUGACACACUGAUCCACCUCCACACCUUCAACACCACAUUCACUGAACCUCUUUAUCCUGGGUUCAGGAUCUGCUCUCCUGGUUCCUCAGUGUCUCUGUGUGGUAUGUAGGUGUGAGUCUCCUGUGGACACAAACUCUAGCUGAAGAUCAGCUGCUGAGGUCAAAGGUCACUCUGUUCCCCAUCCCACGCUCUGCACCGUGAAGCAGAUCUGUCUCCGACUCAGACACCAAACACUCAUCUGUCUGAUUUCACCACUUUGACC
Monopterus albus (swamp eel) is the source of this 2331-nucleotide messenger RNA. Its product is annotated as protein NLRC3-like. The annotation marks the transcript as partial. Gene Ontology annotation, molecular function: protein binding. NCBI's taxonomy places the organism in Eukaryota, Metazoa, Chordata, Actinopteri, Synbranchiformes, Synbranchidae. The record is from RefSeq and is a predicted model, not a curated record. The transcript is spliced from 5 exons.